AUGUAUGUGGCCUAUCGCAGAUUGCGAUUGCACCGGUGCUUGCGAAAGCAUGCAACGAAGGCGACAGUAUGGCAGUUGCGGAAUGUCGAAAUCCAGCGUGGCUACACAGCUUUCAUCAAGGACCUUGGACGGCGGAGAGCAUGGGCGGCUGCUUUGUCCGUUCUGUCGGAAGCCACGCACCAUGACAUUUCCCCUGGGACGGUGUCGGCCGCGCUGGCGGCAUUCAGCAAGGCCAGCCAGUGGACGUUGGCAUUACAACUCUUCGAGAGCAUGCCAUCCCUCAAGGUCCUUCAAGACGCGGUGGCGCACAACACGACGGCCGCGGCUUGCCUCAAAAGCGGGCACUGGGCCAGAGCUUUGUUCCUGCUGCACAAGGCCUUCCGUGGCAAAAUUCCUCCAACCGUCGUGACCUUCAACACAGCCAUCUCGGCUUGUGAAAAAGGCUUCCAAUGGGAAGGAGCUCUGAAUCUGCUACAGGCAGUCGUUGAGAGCCCGAACUUGCAGCCGAAUGUUGCGACCUGCACGGCAGCGAUGAGUUCCUGCUGUCGAGGCCUUUCUUGGGAGAAGGCCUUGGCCAUUAUGGCUGCCAUGAAAGAUCCGGAUGCACCGCUCCCUCGUCCGGACCUCAUAGCCUACAACACGCUUAUCUCCAGCUGCGAGCGUGCUUCCGCCUGGGAGACAGCCCUCGCAUUGGUGGCAGAUCUCAGCGGAAGCUUGAAGCCCGAUGUAUUUACCCUUGGUGCCUGCCUCGCCGCCUGCCAGCGAUCGCGGCAGUGGCUUUUGGCACUGCACUUGUUGCAAUCUUCCCAGACUGACUGGGCUGUACAUCCUGAUGUGGUGGCCUACAGCGCUGCGAUCAGCGCUUGCUCUGAAGGGGAAGGCUGGGAGGCCGCUUUUCGACUGGCGGAGCAAAUGGCCAAGGACGGUGUCGAGCAAAACCACUUCACAUGCAGUGCCUUGAUCAAAGCCGCUGAGCACGGGAGGCAGUGGGACCUGGCUAUGGAAAUGCUGAGCAGGCAUGAACGCCAAUUCCAUUCGCCUGACCUUGUCAUGUUGAGCAGCAUCAUGGGCGCUUGCGGUGUUUCCUACCAGUGGGCCCGGGCCCUCCAACUCCUCGCACAGCUGCCGCACCGAAGCUUGAGGCCAGACGUCGUGGCAUAUGGGGCGGCCAUUGAUGCAUGUGCGUCAGCGGCACAAUGGCUGCAGGCAGUUGCCCUGCUGGGUGAUCUGCGUUCGGCACGAUUGUCACCCAAUGUUGUGGUUUAUGAGAAGCUGUUUGCAAGCUUCGAGCGCAGCGGAAGUUGGGAACAGGCAAUUGCUCUUCUGGACGAACUUUGUGAUCAGCAGUUGAUGCCUGACGCAAAUACUUGGAGGGCGGUGCUACGAGCCUGCGAGGAGUCGAGUAUGUGGCAAGCUGCCGUGGAACUUGUGGCGGCUAUGCGCCGAAGUUCUCCAAACCACGGCACCUGCAGUCGGUUGAAAAUGAGUGUGCCAACACUGCAUCGCCUUUGA
This is a messenger RNA of Symbiodinium sp. CCMP2592, 1512 nucleotides long. NCBI's taxonomy places the organism in Eukaryota, Dinophyceae, Suessiales, Symbiodiniaceae. The record is from the annotation of a GenBank genome assembly.